Molecule: messenger RNA, 2199 nt
Organism: Musca vetustissima
Lineage: Eukaryota; Metazoa; Arthropoda; Insecta; Diptera; Muscidae
Product: protein regulator of cytokinesis 1
Exons: 1
Coding region: 13-2196 (727 amino acids)
Biological process (GO): microtubule cytoskeleton organization; mitotic spindle midzone assembly
Cellular component (GO): cytoplasm; spindle; mitotic spindle midzone
Molecular function (GO): microtubule binding
Source: RefSeq, a predicted model, not a curated record
CACAUCAAUAAAAUGGCUAACUAUGAAAAAGAAUGCAAGGAGAUGCAAUUUCUGACACACAAAUAUGUCAGUCAGAUCACCAAGAUCUGGGAACAAUUAUUCGAACAGGAUGUGUGCCGAGACAACUUGCGCAAACUGGUCGAGCAUGCCAAUAACUUCUAUAAGGAAUUGGUGGAGGAAUCACUGACGAGAAAAUCUUAUAUAGAAGGAGAGAUAAACGAUUUGAAAAGAGAGGCGGAAAAUUUAAAAAGGCUGCUGAAUGUCGAUGUAGAGUUGCCAACGUAUGAUAUGGCGAAUGUGCCGCUGUUGCGGGUACAAUCGGAAUUGGAUAAAAGUUUGGAAAAUUUGCGCGAACAGUUGAGGCAACGUAAAGAUCAAAUAUGUGAACUGUUGUUGGAACAGGAAGCACUUUGCGAGGAACUUGGUGAACCGCCACGUGCUCUUUUGGCGGAUCCUUUGCCGACGGCCGAAGAAAUUGAAGAAUUUCGACUUCAUUUGGAGCGAUUGCGAGAAGAGAGAUCUGAACGUUUGAAUCGUGUGUCGACAAUGCGUAGAGAUAUUAAGAAUUUCCUGCAAAUUUUGGAUCUGCAGGUGAACACAGAAACGGAAGAUCGAUUGCUCAAUCAUCGUGAAAUACCAAUGAAUAAAGAAACAUUUAAUGGCCUGAAAAGGAUGUAUGACACAUUUGGUGCCCAGGUACAAGAGUUGCGUGAAACCAUUGAUGGCAUGCGCAACAAAAUAAGUACGCUCUGGGCUCGUCUGCAAACCUCACCGAAUACCCGCCAUAAAUUCAAUCGCUACAAGGAUUACAACCAACACACCUACGAUGUUUUCUACAGUGAACUGCAACGUUGCGAACAAUUGAAGAGUCAAAAUAUCAGAUUGUAUGUCCAGCAGAUACGCGAUGAAAUCAAAUUGUGGUGGGAUAAGUGCCUGAAGAGUGACAAACAGAGAGAACGCUUCUCGGCAUUUACCUCAAAUUGCUUCACAGACGACUUGUUGGAUUUACAUGAACUGGAAUUGGCCGAUUGUAAACAGCAUUAUGAGACUAAUAAGCAGAUCUACGAUUUAUUUGCCGAUCGUAACAUUUUGUGGGAUCGCAUGGCGGCAUUGGAAGCAAAGGCAUCAGAACCUGGACGUUAUAAUAAUCGAGGUGGUCAACUAUUGAAAGAGGAAAAGGAGCGUAAAACAAUCGCCACCAAGUUGCCGAAGAUUGAGCAGCAAAUAAGCGACUUGGUUAGGGUGUAUGAGGAAAGGGAGCACUCGCCCUUUUUGGUUUAUGGAGAAAAUAUAAUUGAAUACAUGGUUAAGCAAUGGGAGAGGAAACGCAAGGAUAAGGAACAGUUGCAAUCUGCACGUAAAAAUGCCACCAAAACACCGGGACCAUCGGCCAUGAAAACAAAUACAACAAUGCGUACUCCAAUGCGUACCCCAAUGUCCUUGAAGAACGCCUCAUCCAUGUCGUCGUUAAGAAAGACACCAUCUACAACCAAUCUCACAUCACAGACAUCAUUGUCGGCACAAAAACGUAGACUAAAUCCCACUGAUCGCGCCACACCUAUGGCCAAACGUAGUCUAAUGCAAGCUUUGAAUAGCCCCAGUGUUUUUCUCAAACCCUCCACAACAAAAAACACGGGACAGCAAUCUAAACUCCUCGGCUCAGCCUCAAAAGCCUCAACAUUUAAAUCACCCCUAAAGAAACCGAAAAUAAUUGGCACCACACUGCGGCGACGUAGUGGUCGUCAAAGUAAUGGCGUGAAAAAACGUAGAUCUAUCAAUAAGAACAGUUCAAUGUCGAAGAAUGUACCACGCAUUGUGGUGGAAGAAUGCCAUUCAUCCGAUGGCUAUACAACCGAUUACAAUGGCGACGAUACAUAUGAAUCGUUUCAGAAAUGCAUAGAACCCGCAUCAAGAUCAUCAAUUAUUCAAGGCAUCAGCCAUCAUUCAUCGAGCAGCAGUGGCAGUAAUACAUCGCGUACCCGACGUAUGCAAAAAAUGGUAAUGGAUGAAAAUGCACGUUUGGCCAAAUUGCCCAGACCCCGGCCACCAAGUCGUACACCGUCCAAACAGAAUGCCACCCAUCACGGUAGUACAACAAAUUUGGCAAGAACCCCCACAAACAGUCAUCAUCACUCGCCCGUAACAUGUUCAACGGGUCGUAAGUUAACCACUAAGAAUUUACCGAUUAUUAUUUAAAUG